UCUUUCUGCAUGUAGCGCUGGAUUCUGAAUUUAUCUGAUUUCGAUCUCAAAACGCAAUUUAUUACCAAAAUAAUGCAAAGCUUGGAGGAAAGGGAUAUGGUUUCAUGCCCCUACAACAAGGAGCAUGUGAUGCUGCGUAGAAAAUAUCAGCAACACAUAAUGAAAUGUCGUGAGAUCCACAAAGACACUGUGGAACUUCUUGUGUGUCCGUUCAACAAGGCGCAUCUCAUACCAGAGCCAGAGUUCUAUCAACAUACCAAAACAUGCGACGAUCGUAAGAUAAUUAUACAAUAUCUAACUAGCGAACCAGCUGAACUGCGCGCCGACACACGACACGAGAAAAUUGAAGCCGACGAGAAUUGGGACGAUGAUAAGGCGGAGGACUACAAUCCGCAGGUUUAUUGCGCUCAGGCAAAUAUAGUACGCGAACCGAACGGAAUGUUCCCGGCCCAGCGCAAGGCAUUCAUUAAAGAGGAACGUCGUCGUCGCGGCGAUAACUGUGACGAAGAUCAGACCGGCCCCUCCAAAUCGCGGGCUGAAAAACGUCCCACACCUUACAAUAGCAAUCAGCAGCGUUCGAAACGCCGACAAUUAAAAAAAUAUUUGUAAUCUUAAUAUUCAAAUAAGAAGACGAUGGAAUAUUCGUCAUGUUCCUAGGCAUUUGGAGCAGAAAUGUUGAAAUCCACAAGCAACUCGAAUAAAGUGAAAAAUGUGCCUUAA
Molecule: messenger RNA, 720 nt
Organism: Drosophila subobscura
Lineage: Eukaryota; Metazoa; Arthropoda; Insecta; Diptera; Drosophilidae
Product: gametocyte-specific factor 1 homolog
Exons: 2
Coding region: 73-609 (178 amino acids)
Source: RefSeq, a predicted model, not a curated record